Nematostella vectensis (starlet sea anemone) is the source of this 1289-nucleotide messenger RNA. Its product is annotated as chymotrypsin B. Gene Ontology annotation, molecular function: serine-type endopeptidase activity. The transcript has 5 exons. The record is from RefSeq and is a predicted model, not a curated record. Gene Ontology annotation, biological process: proteolysis. Bases 81 to 1139 code for a protein of 352 amino acids. NCBI's taxonomy places the organism in Eukaryota, Metazoa, Cnidaria, Anthozoa, Actiniaria, Edwardsiidae.
CUGUCCAGCUUGUGAUGAGCACGCAGCAUUUUGGGCUGCUGGCUACUCAAUAUUCUACCUUAUGUUAAGCUACCGCGAAGAUGAUCGGAUCCAUAGCAUUUGUUUUGUGUGUGCUUGGUGUUGCGACAUCAGAGGCCUCGUCGUGCGGUCGUCGUCCUGAUGGUGUUCGUAUUGUAGGAGGUGACGAGGCGGUGCCUCAUUCGUGGCCUUGGCAGGUGUCAAUCAGACUCAAAGGAAGCCAUAUCUGCGGGGGGUCCUUGUUGAGCCCGCUCUGGCUGUUGACCGCUGCUCAUUGUGUUAUCAGAAGUAAUAACUCCGCUGACUACACGGUCAUCGUAGGUGCGCACAAACGAGUUCUGGACGGGACGGAGCACAAACUCAGCACGUUCUACAAACACGAGAAGUACGUGGGAGGGAAGGACAAGAAACAUGACCUCGCGCUCAUCAAACUCGCCAAACCUGCUACAUUCAGCACCAAGGUUAGCCCGGUGUGUCUGCCCAAACAAGGAGAUCUAAUGAAGGAAAGGGAGAACUGUUUUGCAACAGGAUGGGGGAGAGUCUCGUCCUCUUUGUUGCAUUCAAGGGCCAAGAAGCUGCAGCAAGGUAAAGCACCCAUCGUAGAUCACCAAACCUGCAUCAGGAAAAUCAGCCAAUGGAAAGACGGCAUUGACCAGCAAUCCAUGGUCUGUGCCGGAGGCGCCGGCAAUAGCGUCUGCCAUGGGGACAGCGGUGGUCCUCUCGUCUGCGAGGAGUCUGGGCACUGGGUCCUUCGCGGCGCUGCAUCAUGGGUAAGUAGUAUGACGUGCCCGGGCAAGAAGUACGCGAUCUACGUCAGGGUCAGCUCGUACAUUGAUUGGAUCAAACGGAUUACUUCCGGUAAUGUGGAUGGCGGAAAUGGCGGAGAUGGGAAUGGCGGAAACGGGAAUGGAGGAGGCGAAAAUGGCGGAGACGGAAAUGGCGGAGACGGAAAUGGCGGGGACGGAAAUGGCGGUAACGGAAAUGGAGGAGACGGAAAUGGAGGCGGUGGUGGAGGUGGCACCGGUGAUUGCAAAGAUUCAAAUGCGAGCUGCCGGUACUUUCAGCACAUGUGCAAUACCGUAAAAGAUAUGUGCAAAAAGACGUGUAAAGUGUGCACCUGAGCGCAUACAGCUCAGUGUAGGUACGACGCGUUGAUAAAACGAUUAUCAAUCUCACAACUUUGGAGUUAUAGACGAUAUAUCCUUCUUUUGUUGUCAAAACUCAUUGUACUUAUUUGACACAACAGCAAUAAACAGAGAAAGCCUUCUGUA